AUGGCUGAGUUGUCUGAAGUCGAGGCCGUAUUGAAAUUCUUGGUGAAUGCAGUCAUCUCGUCAGUUGAUAGCAAGGAGGAGGAGGCUCAAGACGUCGAAGUGCUGCCCGUAGGAGGCUAUCUGUGGAAAUUCCCAUCCGAAGGAAGCAACCGCCUAGAGAACUACAACCUCCUUCCUCCUCCGGUCCCUCAGACUCUUGAUUACCCACGAAAAUGCAGUCACUGUGGCGUGUGCUGGGUGUCCGAUCGCGAGUUCGAGCUCGACCACCUUCGACAAUGCUCCGCCGUGGACCACGUUGAGGAUAUCAGGCUGAAGACCAUGAACCUGGGAGUUGCACGACGUGUGUGGUGCGAAGUGGACGAAUCGCUUAGUCGCCUACAGUGGCGAUAUGAUAGAGAUCUCGACAGUGAUAGCGCUACCGACUUCAUCGAAUUUGUCGAUAUCGCUGAGAUAAUUACCUGGGUCUGA
Phytophthora infestans T30-4 is the source of this 468-nucleotide messenger RNA. RefSeq lists its product as uncharacterized. The transcript is spliced from 2 exons. Bases 1 to 468 code for a protein of 155 amino acids. The record is from RefSeq and is a predicted model, not a curated record. NCBI's taxonomy places the organism in Eukaryota, Oomycota, Peronosporomycetes, Peronosporales, Peronosporaceae.